Paramecium sonneborni is the source of this 924-nucleotide messenger RNA. The record is from the annotation of a GenBank genome assembly. NCBI's taxonomy places the organism in Eukaryota, Ciliophora, Oligohymenophorea, Peniculida, Parameciidae.
AUGAAUAAUAAAGAACAAAUCAAUUUAUAUAUCGAAGAAAGGCAAGAUACUCUAAUUUGGACUCAAGAAGAAGUCCAACUUGAAAUAUUAGAUGAAGUUGUCACCUUUAUAUUAAAUGACAUUAAACACAAAUACUAAACUGAUGUACUAACUUUGCGUGAUGAAGAAAACUAAUAUUAUGAGUUUGAUUAAAUUAUUUAGUUCAAACGUCCACAUACUUACAUUACCAUACCCUAACGUCAUGAUGUUAAAACACUUGCAUUAGUAUUUUAUUCAAUUAUCUACAGAAUUAACUUAGACCAAAUCGUAGUGUAUAUCACAUUUCUAACGAAAAAGUUAUUGUCGAAAAAUAUAAAGGAACAAGAAGGGUUGAAAGUGUUGAUUAUUCACUUGAGGUUAUUAAGAAAAUGAAUCAAAAAUACUUAGAUACCUUAAAAGCUAUUUUUGAUGAUUUAGUAAUCCAACCAAAAAAAAGAAAUUCUCUUACUCAUGAAACUUAAUAACUGUUUGAAUAAUAGAAAAAUGAACCCGAGUCUCCAAAAUUUGGGUAAUCAGCUAAAGAUAACACUUCAUCCACUUAGAUUUAAAAAAGAACUUUAAAUGAAAGCGUUAAAAAAUGUGAACUUAAAUAGCUAACUAUAGAAGAUGUAUGUAGCCAUUUUUUAUAAUUUAUAGGUAUCAAAACAUAACACAAGUGAUUCAGCAUGGAUAGUUAUAAAUUCUAAAGUUUAUGAUGUUACUCACUAUUUAAAUAAACAUCCAGGAGGAAGAGAAUAAUUAAUGAAAGGAGUAGGUACUGAUGGGACUCCUCUCUUUAUGUCACAUCAUCCUUGGGUUAAUGCUCAUUAUUUAUUAGAACAUUCUUAGGUAGGAUUCUUAAUCAAUCACAAAUGAACAAUAUGAAAUUAAUUUAUUUAUUUUAUG